UGCCUCAACUUUCCGUACGCAAUUUAUUUACGUCGCUGGCGAGAGAGUAAAUAAACAAGCGACGAUCGAUGGUGCGAGGUUACGCGAAGUGCUGUGCCGUGCGCUUUCAAUUGAAUUAAAUUCAUUUUUACUGCUACGGUGAUACGCGGGGCGGAUUUAGCUUUGCGAUCGUUUCGCAUCUAGCGGAAGCGGUUCUAGCGGUUCUGGCGAAAAGAGAAGGAAAAGGUGAGUGUGUAAUCUUGGUCCCUGCGAGCAAACUUAUCGACCGAUGGCGCUUCGAUCAGCUGAUAAGUGAUAACUCCAACCGUCGUGGUGGUUCGGGGAAGUUGCCGAGCCGAAGACGGUUGCGUAUUGGAGAGUUGAUGCUGCGAACAGCAUUCUUACCGUGACCCGAUGGAACUCGGACAAUUCUGGAAAAGAUCCCGAACGACGACGGCGACAACGGCGACGAAAAAAGCAGCUGGAGCAGCGACACCGUAUCACGGCACCAAACCAGGCGUGUCCAGUGCGAGUGGGCGAGGCAACACGCGGAAAGAUAAGCCGCGAGUGUAAGAUAAACCUCAGCCCACCUCACAAGCGAUUCCGAAAUUUCUGACCGUGCAGUGUUAGUACGAGUGUGUCCCGGAUGACGACCGCGGCGACGACGGCGACCGCGACGGUUACGAUGGCAAACGGUACGAUGCCAGACGGUGACGCGGCGAUGGCAGCGAACGGUGCCAUUAGCAAGAUUUGUAGCGUUUGCGGGGACAAGGCGCUCGGUUACAACUUCAACGCGGUCACUUGCGAAAGCUGCAAGGCAUUCUUCCGACGCAAUGCCCUUUCCACGAAGGGGUUUACGUGUCCGUUCAACGAAAACUGCGACAUCACCAUCGUAACGCGCCGCUUCUGCCAAAAGUGUCGACUGGAGAAGUGUUUCCGAAUCGGCAUGAAGAAGGAGUACAUCAUGUCGGAGGAGGAUAAGGUGCUGAAGCGCAAAAAGAUCGAACAGAACCGGGCUAAAAAGAGACAAAGCAACGGGAGUGCAUCCGAGGGAUCUGCCUCCGUGGGUGACCGGGAAAGCACACCAGCCAGAACCAGUGUCCCUACAAAGAUAAAGCGAGAGAAAUCGUUGGAAACGUUCGACGGUGGAGACUGCUGGAACAACUCCUGCUCCUCCGAGUACACCCCGGCUGAUGGACAUCAGACGAAUGGGCCGGGCAGCUCGUCGACGAUGCUUACAUCGAGCACGAUAUUAGAGGCACCCUCCAACUCCUCCAACCAAUCGAUGCUAUCCACUGGCACAUCGAAUGACUACAGUCGGAUCGCCUCGCCCUCCGAACUAAGCAGUACGCCCAGCUCAUCGGCGUAUAAUCCGCACGGUUCUCUUUCCUCAGAAGCUGAACUGCUUUCGUCGGCAGUCGCCUGUCUGCAGUCAUCGGCUGGUGCAUCGAAACCAAACGAAAUGCAGCCAUCCCAAUCGAACAGCCAGACGGCAGGAGGCGAAGAGCGUCUGCCGCUCGUUACGAUCAAUUCCAGCGCCGAAGACAUCGUGAAUCGCAUCGUCAACUAUCCGACGCGAGCAAGUCAAACGAUUGCAUCGCUAAUGAAGACCCCCAAGGAUGCGGUGUUCAUAAUGUCCAAAAUAAUCAACUCCCAGUGUGAUGCGCUGAAGCUGAUAAGCCAUUUCAUAACUGCACCUGGUGAUGCGUUGCAGAUUAUUAGCAAAAUUAUGAACUCUCCGCUGGACGCGCUGACGGUUUUUGCCCAGUUUAUGAGCUCCCCGACGGAUGCGCUGCAGCUGAUCGGAAAGAUCGUCAGUUCUCCGGCCGAUGUGCUGCAGUUUAUGCAGCAGCUAAUGAACCAGCCGGAAGAUGCACUGCAGGUGAUGAAUAAAUUCAUGAGCUCGCCAGCCGAAGCACUGCAAAUGAUAAACAAGAUGAUGAAUCAUUCCGACAUCGUGAAAACGAUCAAAGAAGCGGCCGAUACAUCCCAGAAAGAUGACGAUGAUCAGCAGCAUCAGCAGCAGCAUCAACAGCAACAACAACAGCCAUCACCAACACAGCAACAGCAGCUGCAGCAGCAACAACUAUCGGCAUUGCAGCCGCAUCAAGCUACGCAACCCCAAACAUCACAGCAAUUUCACCAAACGACUACACCCAUUGAAUCGCCCCAGGUUGAUUCUCCGGCAACCGAUCAACAUCAAAUGAUUCGCUCCCUGAUGCAAGAGUCAACGAUCGGGCCGGAACCGAUGGGAACGAUCAGUGCCGCUGGUUCACCUUCUUCCACGUCCAACUACGAGCCGCCCUACACGUCGAUGCUCGAUCCGCUGCUUUCAAGCACGACGACCUCUCUAGUACAUUCCCACACUUACCAUCACAACCAUCAGCUGCACCAAAUGAGCACCGCCAUACAGCCAGCGUCGCCCAGCUGCUCCAGCGACAUAGCGGAUGUGGUAUUUGCGGCAUCGUCCACCUUCGGUCACGAUCCACCGAUAAUCGUGCCGCCCACAGACGAUUUGGGCAUAUUUCAGGACAUUGAAGCAAAACCGAUCAUGCCCCAUACCCUCGAAUCGGUCCUGAUGCAAGCGAUCAAGUUGGAGUAUGAAGGAUACAACAGUAGCCCGAUCGGUUCGAGCUCAAGUCAGCAGUCCACCGUACAUCACCCGCCGGUCGGUAGUAAUAGUAUCGAGCUAAACGACGCUGAAAGGGCCAAACUGAACGAGCUGAUUGUGGCCAAUAAAGCGCUGUACGCACCGGUAGAUGACGAUCUGGCAUCGCUCAUCUCGGACGACUGUCGGAUAAAGUCCAAUCAAACGCAGCAAGAUCCACAACUGCUAAAAGUGAUAAACUUAACCGCCAUUGCCAUUCGACGACUGAUUAAGAUGUCUAAAAAGAUCAGCGCAUUCAAGAACAUGUGCCAGGAGGAUCAGUUAGCGCUGCUGAAGGGAGGCUGCACCGAGAUGAUGAUUCUGCGUUCCGCAAUGCAGUACGAUUGUGAUAGGGCUACAUGGAAGAUACCUCACAGCCAGGAGGAAAUGUCCAACAUACGGGCGGAUGUGCUCAAGCUUGCCAAAGGUAAUGUGUACCAGGAGCAUGAACGUUUCAUACGCACGUUCGACAAGAAGUGGCGCUCGGACGAGAACAUUAUUUUAAUAAUGUGUGCCAUAACGCUGUUCUCGCCGGAUCGCCCCAAAACGAUACAUUCGGACGUGAUCAAACUAGAACAGAAUUCUUACUACUAUUUGCUACGCCGAUACUUGGAAAGUAUCUAUCCUGGUUGUGAGGCACGCUCGGUAUUUCUGAAGCUGAUGCAGAAAAUAUCGGAACUGCAUUUUUUGAAUGAUGAAAUUAUCAGCGUUUACUUGAAUGUGAAUCCAUCGGAGGUGGAACCAUUGCUGCGAGAAAUAUUUGACCUAAAGGUGCACUAAAUCGAAAGUCCACUGUUGGAAGCAUGUUUUUUUUUGUUAAGAUGAAUAGUUUUGUACACGUCUCUAUCGUACAAUUAAUGUGACCAAUACUAAAUUUAUCACUCCCGUAA
Molecule: messenger RNA, 3516 nt
Organism: Anopheles arabiensis
Lineage: Eukaryota; Metazoa; Arthropoda; Insecta; Diptera; Culicidae
Gene: Hr96
Product: nuclear hormone receptor HR96
Exons: 4
Coding region: 626-3406 (926 amino acids)
Biological process (GO): negative regulation of transcription by RNA polymerase II; cell differentiation; positive regulation of transcription by RNA polymerase II
Molecular function (GO): RNA polymerase II cis-regulatory region sequence-specific DNA binding; nuclear receptor activity; zinc ion binding
Source: RefSeq, a predicted model, not a curated record